Messenger RNA from Syngnathus acus (greater pipefish), 1722 nucleotides. It is a transcript of the gene f10, whose product is annotated as coagulation factor X. Gene Ontology annotation, biological process: proteolysis; blood coagulation. Gene Ontology annotation, molecular function: serine-type endopeptidase activity; calcium ion binding. Gene Ontology annotation, cellular component: extracellular region. NCBI's taxonomy places the organism in Eukaryota, Metazoa, Chordata, Actinopteri, Syngnathiformes, Syngnathidae. Bases 199 to 1608 code for a protein of 469 amino acids. The transcript is spliced from 9 exons. The record is from RefSeq and is a predicted model, not a curated record.
AGGUCAUCGGCCCUCCCUUCCCUGCCCCUCGCCUGUGUAUUCAGACUUCAGAUCAUUCCCCGCCACUAAGAACUUCUUCUAGUCAAUCGCCACCAGACGUAAUGUUUUGUUUUGGUGCCAGUGUCGCUCGGCGUGCUGUUUUUCCACCUGGCUGCCGCUCACGUGUUCCUCGGCAACGAUGAGGCCAGUCAGGUGUUGAUGCGGGCCAGACGAGCCAACAAAUACUUUGAGGAGCUCAAGCAAGGCGACAUGGAGCGCGAGUGUCGAGAGGAACGCUGCAGUUGGGAGGAGGCGCGGGAGAUUUUUGAAGAUGAUGAGAAAACUAACAAAUUCUGGGCCGUAUACUACGACGGCGACGCGUGUCUUACAAUACCCUGCGCGCACAGGGGACGUUGCGAAGACGGGAUUGGCAGGUACACGUGCUACUGUGAUCACGGCUACGAUGGUUCCAAUUGUGAAAUUGUUAUUCCUCAACUCUGCGAGAACCAAAACGGAGGUUGCCAGCACUUCUGCAAGGUGGAACAAGGAAACAUUGAGUGCUCAUGUGCCGAUGGCUAUUUUCUGUCUUCGGAUGAAAAAUCCUGUGAAUCCUAUGAGCCCUUCAAAUGUGGCGUUACAAUUUCCACCAAAACCAGAACCAUUUUCACGUACCGGCGCCCAAACGUCACAGAGGGAAACGUCACAGAGUUCAACCAGACCCACGUUGACGGCAACGACACAUCCGCUGUCAAUCUAACGGCGAUGUCGCUUGCCGGCAACGUCAGCAGUGAACAAAUGAUGUCUGAAUAUGGAGAGGAGGAAGAUAUCACCUCUGAAGUUGCAGGAAUGACCCGCAUAGUCAAUGGGGAAAACUGUCCACCAGGAGAAUGUCCAUGGCAGGCACUUCUCAUGGAUGAACACGACAUAGGGUUUUGUGGCGGUACCAUCCUCAACGAAUACAUCAUCUUAACAGCGGCGCACUGCAUGAACUUCACGCGUUACAUCUCUGUGAGGCUGGGUGAGUUUGACUUAUUGGUAAAUGAGGGGACCGAAGCCACUCACUACCUGGACUCGGCCCUAACACACAGGCUCUACCGCAAAGACACUUUGGAGAAUGACAUUGCGCUCCUCAAACUGGCUACGCCCAUCAAGUUCUCCAGGUACAUCCUGCCAGCCUGUCUUCCUGAUCCGGAUUUUGCUGAGAAGGUUCUCAUGCUGCAGAAGGAUGGCUUGGUUAGCGGUUUUGGCCGUCUUGCCCAAAAUCUGCCAUCAUCCAAGAUCCUGCAGCGCCUCACUGUACCUUAUGUACCUCAGCCGACUUGUAAAGAAUCCAGCAGUUUCACUAUCACCGAACACAUGUUCUGCGCAGGCUACGACAAAAAAGCUAUGGAUUCGUGUCGAGGAGACAGCGGCGGUCCACACGUUACAGCGUACAAAAACACCUAUUUUGUCACUGGUGUCGUGAGCUGGGGUGAAGGCUGUGCAAAAGAAGGCAAAUAUGGCGUCUACACUCAAGUCUCCAAAUUCAUCAAAUGGAUCCGAUAUGCCAGCAAGAAGCUGUUGCGCAACGACAAAGGCGCCGACAGGGUGAGGCGGCAAAGUGACCCAAUCAGGAGGCUGUAUUUAUAAGACGGCCACAGCUUCCUUGGAGACAAGUCGUAAAAUCAUGCAGUUUGGCUUGAACACCAAAGCGUUUAAAUUUUGUGCAUUUUUCAAAGCCCAUAAAUAAAGUCUUCAACAGCG